Molecule: messenger RNA, 870 nt
Organism: Lingula anatina
Lineage: Eukaryota; Metazoa; Brachiopoda; Lingulata; Lingulida; Lingulidae
Product: NPC intracellular cholesterol transporter 2
Biological process (GO): intracellular cholesterol transport
Molecular function (GO): sterol binding
Source: RefSeq, a predicted model, not a curated record
UGAUACACCUAUAUAGGACCAAAUACUAUAUCUAAUUCAUCCAGGCAUUGGAACAUUAAAUCCUGCUAUAGAUCUCUGUUGUUAAUCCUAGCUGGCAUGCUGGGCACUCAUCACGAGUCAUGAAGGUUACUUCCAUCAGAAUGAUAAGAACAAUGAUAAUUGUGGUAGGCUAACAGUGUUAUCUGCACCUGACAAUAGCAGUAAUAGAACCAAAGUUCAGCAACUCAUGGCCUGACAAUAAUUGACCAAUGCAGAAGCAUUGCAAGAGAUAAGCUGUGUCACAAAAUAGGAAUAUUUUGGAACCUUGUGCAGAUCCGCCUCCCAUUAUAUGUGACUUGCCACGGGUACUUUAAGUACACAUCAGACUUGACACUGCUGCAAGGACACGAUGUGUCGCCCUUUUGUUUUCCUUGUCUGUUGCCUGGCCACAUCCUCUCUGGCAAUGAAUGUGAAGUUCAAGGAUUGUGGCUCAGCUGUAGGUAAAAUAAGCACUGUUGAUGUUGAACCUUGUAAGAAGGAACCUUGUACAUUAGUACGUGGAACAAAUGCAACGGUCACAGUUGCAUUCAAAGCAAAUGAAGCUGCUACCAAGCUAACAGCAAGUGUCCAUGGUAUAGUAGCAGGUGUUCCAGUUCCUUUUCAAGUCCCUGUAAGUAAUGGUUGUGCACCAUCUGGAGUGGCAUGUCCCACUAAGACUGGACAAGACUACAACUAUUCAACUUAUGUCCCAGUAUUGAAAAUAUAUCCAAAGAUCUCUGUUGUUGUGAAGUGGGAACUGAAGGACCAAAAUGGCAAGGACAUGUUCUGCUUUGUUAUUCCAGCUGUCAUCUCAUGAUCAGGCUAAACAUUUAUUUUCAACAUUUAUUUCUC